This is a messenger RNA of Lactuca saligna, 606 nucleotides long. The record is from the annotation of a GenBank genome assembly. Lineage: Eukaryota; Viridiplantae; Streptophyta; Magnoliopsida; Asterales; Asteraceae.
AUGUUGGACUUCUGUGAGUUGAUUCCACGCCUUUUUUGUUUCCGCAAUCGACAGGUUCCGCUACUUCUUCUAUUGCUGCAUGUCUCACUUUUCAGGUUAGGGCUCGCCUCCCCCAUGUCGUUGUUUGAAGCAACCAGAACUCCCAAAAGAAACAAUCGGAGAAUACCUUCAUGUUCAUCCAUAACAUGGCGUUUGAAUUACUUCAUUAUCAUCCUUGCCCCUGUAUAUUUCUACACUUCAAAUGUCCACUGCCCUAAUAUGAAAAGGUUGCUAGGCUUUUCAAUGGAGCCAGUGAUGUUUCAUCCAGGGAUUAUAUUAAUGACACGAGUAGAUUGUGCCAAUAAGAUAAACACUAAUCUAUGCGAUAAAUUCUCUAUUAGUCACUACCCUUCACUAUUUUGGGGCCCACCUUCUAAAUUUGUGGGUGGUAACUGGAAUGGGAAAGAUGAAAAAAGUAAAAUUGUUUCUAUUGAAGAUGGAAGAACUUCUGAUCGUUUACUUAAAUGGAUUAAUACACAAUUAGGAAGUUCAUAUAAAUUGGAAGAUGAAAAGUUUGAAAAUGAUGAGCUUCUUCAAUCAAACUUCUCAGACCCUGGACAGAUUUGA